UGUCUUUCAUAUCCUGUUGAGGACAGCGACUUCCUACACACUCUGUUCAGCCUUUAAAAAGGUAUGCGCGUUUUAAAUUUUCAGCUGUUCGGAGACGGGCUUCCCCGGUCGCCUACCGUCGGCCUCCGCUCCGACAGAAAGAAGCACACUUCCAGGAGGUUCAACGGCAAACGCGCUUGCAUCUGUAUGUUUCGUGUUUCAUUUAUAACGCGUGCCCACGAGACUUUUUCCAGUGAACAGUCAUGCGUCCGUAACCGACGGAAUGCACAAGACAGCACGAGCAUGCGAUGAAUGUGUUCAUGUCGCAGGUCGACCGGGUGUCGCGUUCAUCUUGUCACUUUCACACAUUGGCUUUCCCUUGCUUUCUCUUCGACCAAAGUCCGUUGUGUUUUCUCGCCCUCUUUCUCUUUCUCGCGAACCAGGUGCGAAUUUCGCUUUCGUACUCCUCGGUGCGCCGCCGUCUUUUGAGGUCUGUCUCCAUUCUGUCGCUCUCUCAUUCACCUUUCGAAAUCGUUUCUGUCAUUAGUAAGCGAUCCUGCCGUGUCACGAGCUCGCUUCGCUCUCCCUUGUUCCCCACAAUUUUCAGCGCAAGUGUGAGUCACCCGCGGCACACACAGCAGUAAACCAAGGACAGCCUUCCAAAACGUUGCGGGGCAAAAUGGCACAGGAAAAGACGAGCUCUUUGUAUCGCAUGCACGAGGAAAUUCGCCUCACCCGAACGGCUGAAGCCAUCACGGAGUAUCCAAAUCAACUUCUCCGUCUCGUGGAAGAGGAGAUUUCAAUGCACUACAGACACGCGCACGAGUGCCGCAGACGCAUUGCCGUGGCGAAUCGACAGCACUCAGACCCAGGCGAAGCUGCGGCGUACGAGCUGGCGCAUGCAGUGGCGGAAAAAAACAUAAUCAUUGCGUUGCGAGUUCGCGGGGCCUACCACCAUGAGCGGCUGCGUCUGCUCGAGCGAAUGGCUGUCGACUCGUGUGGCCAGUUCGAGGCGUUCGACGGAGACACCAUUGAAAAGCUCGCAGAUCGGGAAAAGUUGCAGUUGAAGCGAUUGUGCGAAGUCGAGCACAGACGAAGGGAGAAACACGCGUGGAAAGUCGCCUCGGAGCGCAACGGAAAGUUUACAGCGGUCGCAGACGUAGUCUUUGAGAAAGAUUGCUUGCUAGAGGAUCCGUGGACAGACGCGCCACGAGACGAAGACGAAGCCCUCAGCUCGCCUUGGAGCGCAUCGCCUCCAGAGAAACCUCGAGUCAAGUUGUUUACGGCAGGAAGAGUUUGCCGCUUGCCGCUCCACAAAGCGGAGCAGUUGUGUGCACGCCGCCUCGUGCGUCUGCUGCGCACUGUGGAUUGCGGCUGGAUCCCGCGGUCGCAUGCAUUUUAGAGGAACUUCGCGUUUCUCCCAAUCGAGAGUCCGAAGCGCCGCAGGUGAGGACGGCCCUAAUGCGUCGUCUCUCGAGUGAGCGCACAGUCGCCGGAAGACUUGAAGGAACAGCGCCUUUUUAGCAUAACACAAAUCCUUUGUUCAUGAAGUGACCACGAGAGCGAGGAUGUGAGAGAGAAGGCUGUUGCAUGUUUGUAUGGGGACAUGCUGCUCCUUCCUAGGAAAGGGAGGAGCGAGAAACUUAACGUGUCCUUGGUUUGUCUACCGCUUAGGCCUGUCGAUUCCACCAACAGCCCAGGCACCUCACAUGUGAACGGGGAGCUUUUAGCUUUUUCUGUUCAAGUGGAACUUUUCAAAGCGCGCCUGAAGGUGAACUUUUCCUGUGAUAUCUGC
Toxoplasma gondii ME49 is the source of this 1774-nucleotide messenger RNA. RefSeq lists its product as hypothetical. The coding region runs from base 659 to 1381 and encodes 240 amino acids. The record is from RefSeq and is a predicted model, not a curated record. Lineage: Eukaryota; Apicomplexa; Conoidasida; Eucoccidiorida; Sarcocystidae. The transcript has 3 exons.